AUGCUGCACGAGCAGUCCGGGAGCUUAGCGAAACUCUUCGAGAAGGCGAUGGAGAGGCUUAAGAAUUUGGGCCGUGGUUUGAAUGUGAAACAGAGCGUGGCACAAGCCAGCUUUACGAAAGGUGUGGACUUCAGUUUCCAGACUCUGGUGGAUUGGUUCAAAAAGGAGGCGCCAGUUUCCAUUGCCUCGAUGGAUGCGGAGGUCUUGGAAGAUGUACUCGAACGCGGCCUGCAAAAUUCUCCUCCUGAUCCAUGGCGCCGGGACGAGGAGGAUGAGGAGGACGGGCUAUGCCCGGAUAUCGGCAUUCCUUGGGUCACCAAAUUCGGCCCUGGCAACUAUGAACGCAUGUCCGAUGCCCCGGAGAAGUGCCCGAGCCACACCUGCCCCGAAGAUGAUGCACGUGGUGUUACAGGCUGGAAUCCGAACAGCGGAUCCAGCGGCGUCGACGAAGUUUGA
This is a messenger RNA of Cladocopium goreaui, 456 nucleotides long. Lineage: Eukaryota; Dinophyceae; Suessiales; Symbiodiniaceae. The record is from the annotation of a GenBank genome assembly.